AUGAGGCUGACUGGCCAGAUACGGAAGGAGCAAGGGCUUAGCGCACCGCAGAAUGUUAACUCCACAUACAAAGCCAUCGAGCGGCCAUCGCGUCGUUUUAAUCCCCUCAAAGUCUCUACUAGACUGCAAAAAGACCUUCCUUACUCUUCAAAGCCUCGCAUUACUAGACCUGCACAGGCUAAAACUUAUCUUCAAAAGCGCGCUGUUGUACUCGAGCCCGAGGAGAAGCGAGCACUCAUCUUGUUGCAGCAAAUGCGAGCUUUGGAGAAGGAGAAGACUACUAAGCGCCGAGCAAAGCAAGAAGAGCGUCGUACAGCACAUCGAAAAGUUAUCGCAAAAGAAGAGGAGAAGAAAGGGGAGAAACAAAAGGAGCAGCGCAAGGAAUACAUGCGACUGGCAGGACAGAAGCAAAAGCGGGAGCUAGAUACCGAGAAUCACAGCCAUAAGAGGCGAAAGAAGGCAUAA
Molecule: messenger RNA, 465 nt
Organism: Acaulospora colombiana
Lineage: Eukaryota; Fungi; Glomeromycota; Glomeromycetes; Diversisporales; Acaulosporaceae
Source: the annotation of a GenBank genome assembly